This is a messenger RNA of Neogale vison (American mink), 1259 nucleotides long. RefSeq names its product CASP2 and RIPK1 domain containing adaptor with death domain (gene CRADD). Gene Ontology annotation, biological process: signal transduction; regulation of apoptotic process. Lineage: Eukaryota; Metazoa; Chordata; Mammalia; Carnivora; Mustelidae. Gene Ontology annotation, molecular function: protease binding; death domain binding. The transcript is spliced from 3 exons. The record is from RefSeq and is a predicted model, not a curated record. Bases 169 to 768 code for a protein of 199 amino acids.
GUUUUGCCCUCAAUAAAGAUGGCGACAACACUUCCUGUUGAGGGCUUUCGCCUUCAACAAAGAUGGUGGUUAUGGUACAGGUUCCCUAACAGUCUGGAUUCCGGUUGCGGUUUCUUUCUUUCUUUCUUCUUUUUUUUUUUUUAAAUAUACGUGUUUGCAGACGGAGAAAUGGAGGCUAGAGACAAGCAGGUGCUUCGCUCCCUUCGGCUGGAGCUGGGCGCCGAGGUCCUGGUGGAGGGACUGGUUCUUCAGUAUCUUUACCAGGAAGGGGUCUUGACAGAAAACCACGUUCAAGAAAUCAAAGCUCAAGCCACAGGCCUCCGGAAAACAAUGCUGCUGCUGGAUAUCCUCCCUUCCAGAGGUCCUAAAGCAUUUGAUGCGUUCCUAGAUUCCCUACAGGAAUUUCCCUGGGUUAGGGAGAAGCUGGAGAAGGCCAGGGAAGAAGCUGUAACUGAGCUGCCUGCAGAUGACCGGAUGACUGGCAUCCCUCCACACAUCCUCAACAGCUCCCCGUCAGACCGGCAGAUCAACCAGCUGGCCCAGAGGCUGGGCCCUGAGUGGGAGCCUGUGGUGCUGUCUCUGGGUCUGUCCCAGUCGGAUAUCUACCGCUGUAAGGCCAACCACCCCCACAACGUGCAGUCACAGAUGGUGGAGGCCUUCAUUCGCUGGCGCCAGCGCAAUGGGAAGCAGGCCACCUUCCGGAGCCUGCACAGAGGCCUCCAGGCCGUGGAGGUGGACCCCUCAGUGCUCCAGCACAUGUUGGAAUGAUGGGGUCUCCCGACACCAUCCCAUGGGAGAGUGUGUCCCCAAGUUGCAUGGGCGGAAUCCUGACUUUCUCCCAGGGCAAGUAGUUUCUGGGCUUUCCGGGGGUGGGGGUAGGAGUGGGGUUGGGGGGGAGUGGUGUCUUUUCUUUUUAAUGAUCUGUAAAUGAAAGGAGAAAAUGAGAUUUCCAGGUGGCCUUACUUAAAAGGCCAAAUUACUCAGUAGCUCUACCACAUCAUCGACUUGACAAUUCAUUGCUCUUAAUGUCUUGAAGAUUGCGUUGUUUUAAUUGUGUGAGCGCCUUUUAAUAAACUGGUAAAUCAUAAUGGCUCAAAAAAAAUUACUGUCUUAUCAUAUUACAUACAGAUGUCCUAUAGAUAGAUAGAUAGAGAUAUCUGUCUAUAUCUAUCUAUAACAUCUACUUUGAUACUGCCUGGGAACUGAACUGUGGACUUUGCUAUUAUCGAUGAUAAUAAAAAGUGAAUUACUGUACAGAA